AUGAUCGACUUCGAGAUCCGUGCCUUAGGCGGCAUGACCACUGCAUUCGACACAAAGCCUGAGGAGCUGCGGAACCUAAAAAGCCCUGUCCCGAUUGGAGAUAGAAUUAUUGAACUGAAUGUCGAAAAUGCGCGCCUAAGGCGUGAAAUAGACUACUACAAGACCUUAACCAACGAGGUCCUCCACCCACUUUUAGCCCACGUCCGUUUUCAUACACAAGGACUGCUCUCAGCGAUCCAAAGACUUGAUGCGAAAAUCGAAGAGGCCAAUGCGCGAUUGACAUUCCCUCGCCCCACGGUACACCAGUCGACGAUUAAUGAACAGGCAGGAUACUGGAAAGCACUGUGUGAGCAAGCUACAGCCCAGCUCGAACUAUGUCAAUCGCAAAAUCGUGACCUUAAGGACUUGGUAAAGAGCGCCGCAGAAAGCUUUGAUGAGCAAGUGAUGCGCAACGAUAUCCUACAAAUGCAGCUAGACCAACAUAAAGAAACUAUGGCCGAAAUGGUCAGAGAAGCUUCGGACAAAGACUACGUUAUAGCAGCACAGGAAUUCCUCCUCGGCGCUGCGAAUGAUGAGGUGAACAACUUGGGCAGAUCCAUCACGGAAAAAAAUGGGCUGCUGGCUGCGUUCCAAGCACUGGACCAGCAGGAUCAAACAGACCAAGGCCAGCCCCAGACAAAGAAGAGAAAGAUAAUGCGAUAA
Messenger RNA from Microdochium trichocladiopsis, 702 nucleotides. RefSeq lists its product as uncharacterized. Bases 1 to 702 code for a protein of 233 amino acids. NCBI's taxonomy places the organism in Eukaryota, Fungi, Ascomycota, Sordariomycetes, Xylariales, Microdochiaceae. The transcript has 2 exons. The record is from RefSeq and is a predicted model, not a curated record.